AACGCCAUUUUCACCCUCCCACCUUAAAUCUCUCUCUCUCUCUCUCUUUCCUACACUCCAAAUCCCACGCUCCUCUGCUUCGAGAUCCCAUCUCGAAUCCCACGCUCCGGCGGGUCGGUAAGGGCGGGGGGGAAGGAGAACAUGGGUUUCCCGGCGAACGGCGGCCCGGCGAGCGGCGGGCCCCUCAAGUUCCUGAUCUACGGGCGCACCGGCUGGAUCGGGGGCGUCCUGGGCCGCCUCUGCGAGUCCCAGUCCAUCGCCUACGCCUACGGCUCCGGCCGCCUCCAGGACCGCGCCUCCCUCGAGGCCGACAUCGCCGCCGCCGCCCCCACCCACGUCUUCAACGCCGCCGGCGUCACCGGCCGCCCCAACGUCGACUGGUGCGAGUCCCACAAGGUGGAGACCGUCCGGACCAACGUCGUCGGCACCCUCACCCUCGCCGACGUGUGCCGCGAGCGGGGCCUGAUCGUCGUCAACUACGCCACCGGCUGCAUUUUCGAGUACGACGCCGGCCACCUCCUCGGGUCCGGCGUCGGGUUCAAGGAGGAGGAUACCCCCAACUUCGUGGGGUCCUUCUAUUCCAAGACCAAGGCAAUGGUUGAGGAGUUGCUCAAGAACUACGAGAAUGUUUGCACCCUGCGUGUCCGGAUGCCAAUCUCGUCCGACCUGUCCAACCCCCGCAACUUCAUCACCAAGAUCACCCGCUACGAGAAAGUGGUCAACAUCCCCAACUCGAUGACCAUCUUGGACGAGCUCCUCCCCAUCUCCAUCGAGAUGGCGAAGAGAAACCUCACUGGAAUCUGGAACUUCACGAACCCCGGAGUGGUCAGCCACAACGAGAUACUCGAGAUGUACCGCGAGUACAUCGACCCGAGCUUCACCUGGAAGAACUUCACUCUCGAGGAGCAAGCGAAGGUGAUCGUUGCUCCCAGAAGCAACAACGAGCUCGACACGACUAAGCUGAAGCGGGAGUUCCCUGAGCUGUUGCCCAUCAAAGAGGCCCUCAUUAAGUAUGUGUUCAAGCCGAAUCAGAAAACGGGUGGAGCUUGAUGCUUGUGUCUUAAGUUACCUUUGGGGUAUUGCGUCAAUAUUAAUUUUACUCGGGUUUUUUCCGCAUUAUAGCGUGCAUCCAUCAUCCAAGCUCCUCUUGCUGCCGGGAAUCCAAGAUUAAUUAGCCUCGGCUCUUGGUUUGUAUCUGUAUCUUCUUAAUUUGUAUUGAUUUGAUCAUUAAUAAGUUGUUUGGAACUUGGAAGUGA
Molecule: messenger RNA, 1256 nt
Organism: Syzygium oleosum
Lineage: Eukaryota; Viridiplantae; Streptophyta; Magnoliopsida; Myrtales; Myrtaceae
Product: bifunctional dTDP-4-dehydrorhamnose 3,5-epimerase/dTDP-4-dehydrorhamnose reductase
Exons: 2
Coding region: 142-1050 (302 amino acids)
Biological process (GO): S-adenosylmethionine biosynthetic process
Cellular component (GO): methionine adenosyltransferase complex
Molecular function (GO): methionine adenosyltransferase regulator activity
Source: RefSeq, a predicted model, not a curated record